GAUUUCCAUGUCAUACAAGAUAUGUCUGAUCUUGCAGAAUCUGGCAGCCAAUUCGAAGAGAGAAUUGGCGAUGAAGAAGACAUAUCCAGGGAUUUCCAGUGGUUGGAUUUAUAUACCAACCAAACCCAUUAUAGGAACGUUGAAUGGCGUUCAAGUCCGAUACCAAGAACACGGACAAAUCAAAUUGGCCAAAAUUUGGUCUUGCAUGAAUACUCCGGUGGAGUUUCUUACAAUAAUGCCCAAUCAAAUACUGGGUCGAAUAAGUUCGGCAUUACUAAUGUCGACAUUUCCGAAAAUAUACAAUACGGAGAUUACUCCGAUUCGGAUGUUUAUGACCGGCUUCAACAACAACAGCCGGUAGUACCACAACAAGAAAGACCCGU
Molecule: messenger RNA, 383 nt
Organism: Dermatophagoides pteronyssinus (European house dust mite)
Lineage: Eukaryota; Metazoa; Arthropoda; Arachnida; Sarcoptiformes; Pyroglyphidae
Source: RefSeq, a predicted model, not a curated record